Rhodamnia argentea is the source of this 1014-nucleotide messenger RNA. Its product is annotated as serine/threonine-protein phosphatase 5-like. Gene Ontology annotation, biological process: protein quality control for misfolded or incompletely synthesized proteins; positive regulation of proteolysis; proteasome-mediated ubiquitin-dependent protein catabolic process. Gene Ontology annotation, molecular function: ubiquitin protein ligase activity; protein-folding chaperone binding. NCBI's taxonomy places the organism in Eukaryota, Viridiplantae, Streptophyta, Magnoliopsida, Myrtales, Myrtaceae. Bases 189 to 662 code for a protein of 157 amino acids. The record is from RefSeq and is a predicted model, not a curated record. The transcript has 5 exons. Gene Ontology annotation, cellular component: cytoplasm.
UUUCCGUCGUCUCAGGUGUCCUCGUCUCUGUCUCUCUCUCGUCUCGACAGCGACAAAGAAAACGAGCAAAUCCAUUUCUCAAUCCCGUCGCUUUCGUUCGUUUCCUAAAGAGAAGCUUCUAGAGCUAGGAACCCCGAAUUACACGAGAGCGGCAGAGGUGUAGAAUCGUACUCGACUCAGAGAGAGAGAUGAGGCCUGAUGCGGAGACGUUAGCGGUGGCGGCGAGGCAAGCGGAGAGGUUGAGGAAGGACGGGAACGAGUGUUACCGGAGGAGUCGUUUCGGAGCCGCCAUUGAUACUUACACCAAGGCCAUAACGCUAUGCCCGACCGUGCCUGUGUACUGGACGAACCGUGCCCUUUGCCAUCGCAAGCGGAAUUAUUGGCAGAAAGUCGAGGAGGAUAGCAGAAAAGCUCUUCAGCUCGAUCAUGAUUCUGUCAAGAAUAAAGCACAGAGAUUGGCCAUGAGGCUUUGCCUUAGUGCCAUCUCCCUUCCUGGGAAGGAGAGAGAUCAAGAAUUCGAAACUUGGACCUCAGGAAGAGGCUCACUAUAUGCUGGGACUGGCCUUGCUGCAAAAACAAGAAUACACCGCAGGGUUCAAGGAAUUGGAAGAGUAUGUGGUUUUUCAAUUGCUCCUCUGGUUGUGUUUCCCUCGAAUAAUUAAGAGCUGUUAUUUGUCGAGACAUUUGAAACAAGCAUCAUGUGAUUAGCUCAAAAUGUCAAAUUGGCAAUCAAUUCAGUAGAGGAGGGGUAUAUUGUUAUUUAUCCUGUUUCACAAAUUUCAUGGGAUCUAUGGGUAUUCCCUUGAUUAACUUUUGGUAUUGCCGUACAAGUUUUUGAGGAAGCAAUGGCCUCCAUCGUUUGGGCCGGGUGUUUAUUGCAGUGCAUUAAUAAUCUUUCUUGUUAUUUGGUCCAUUGCGGUAAAAAUAAGACAUUUGACAUAUGCGGAAUUACGUUGGCUUAGAUUAAUUGGUUUUAAUGUCCCUUUCUGAAUAAAGAGGGAGGUGGAAAGUUUA